Molecule: messenger RNA, 333 nt
Organism: Pocillopora meandrina
Lineage: Eukaryota; Metazoa; Cnidaria; Anthozoa; Scleractinia; Pocilloporidae
Source: the annotation of a GenBank genome assembly
AUGAUUGCGAACAGCAACAAAGAACUCUUAUAUCAAUUUAAGGCCCUUAUUUCAGAUUCCAUUUCAGAUCUUAAGCGUGCCAACGAAGCUACGGCUUCGAAGCAGAUGCAGGAAAUCAAAAGGAUAAAGCGUGACCCUGUUCCGCAGUGUAACAAGAGGAGCAACGAAGAUCAGUUUAAAGCCCGUAAGGCUGUAACUGAAGCCGUGGAAGACGCUAAGGCAGCUUUGGGAACGAAGCUAGGCGAAAUUGGCGAAAAAUUAGCUGAACUGGCGCAAAAUAGUGCGCUUAAGUCAAUACGCAAGGCAACUGAAACAAACGAUAGAGGCUUGUAA